AUGGACUCCUCUCCCUCCGCGUCUGGCAAGGCGCAGGUGCCGGAGCCCUCGCUACCGUUGCCGCCCAAGACCAGCCUCAAGCGGCCUGCUCCGUCUUUACUUCCCCCUUUUGAGCCACUCUCUUCCUCGCCUGGCUUUCCGCGGCCCCCGAAACGCCAGGCUACCUCCAAUGCGUACCUCAAAUAUCCCACGCCCAUCCCGACGUCGAGUACCGGCAUCCUCUCGUCGAGUCCGCCACGCGUCGCUCCACGGCACAUGCUACCACGGACACUGUCGAUCGUGUCCGAACGUGCCCCUCUUUCUGAUAUCCGAUCAGUUGAACUGGACGAGAGUGGCGAGACGCUCCUCAUGGGAAGGUCCAGUAAUUCCUCGCAUUAUCAACUCUCGGCAAACCGCCUGAUCAGCCGCGUCCACGUCAGGGCGCGCUAUAUCCCUGCCGUAGACGCGCUCGACCCCAACAAGAUCGAGAUUGUCUGCGAGGGAUGGAACGGCCUGAAGGUGCAGUGCCAGGGCGAGACGUGGGAACUUGCCAAGGAAGACAUGUUCACGUCUGAGACGGAGGGUGCCGAGCUCAUUAUCGACGUACAAGACGCGAGAGUUCUUCUGCAGUGGCCAAGACGAGACAGGGACCGGGAUGCGCUAGGCAACAUCAGCGACUCGUCAUGGGAUGACUCUCCGCGUCCGAGAGUUGAACGAAGCAGUGGUGCCCCCGACGUGUUGCACGGCAGCCCACUAAGGCGGACCGCGCGAAUAGCGAGCCCCGAGUCGCCGACACCAGCUAAUGUCUCGGCCUCUAGCGCUAACCUGCUGCAUCUGAUGCCCGACGACCUUGAUUUGAACGCCCCCGUGCAGAUAUAUGAGGACGCUAGCGGGGACGAGCAGGAGUUGCCGAAACUGACAGGCGCCGCCAACGUGGAGGCCAGUUUCAUGACACAGAUCGCCGAGAGUUUCUCUAGCGAGCUGAGCGAUCCUCUGUCGGACGAUGAGAACGAUCCCGACGAAGAGAACGAUCCCAUUGUGCACUCGUUCGGGCCGUUUGGUGCUAACCUCUCCAAUCGUCUCGCGGCCAUCUCCGCCUCGUCGCCGAAACGCUCACGUCUUCCGCAAGGACGUCCCCUCAAUCCUCCAGUUGCAAACGCAGCCGCUUCCCUUGCAGCUGCUGCUUUGCUCGAUUCUCGGCGUCCAUCGAACGCACAUUCCGCAAAUAUCGACCACGAGACAAUUUCUACGCCAACAUCCGCGACGUCGGCUGCCGCAAUUGCCGCCGCCGUCAGCUUAUUGACCCCAGAGGAGAAGUCCGCAGUGUCGAACCACGUAGCCAACCAGCUUGCGUAUUCGCGUCUCUCUUCGACGCCAUUGUCAACAAUAAUGAACAACCUCCCAGCAGAGGAGAAGAAGGAUUUGACAAAAGAUCACCUGCGAGCAAUCAUCGAGUCCACUGACUGCGUCGGCAUCAUCCCCCGGCAGGGCAAAGACGCCGCCGGGAAGCCUCUCGAGAGCGAGUACUACUACGUCCCCGAGAGAGACACGGACGAGCAUCGGCGACUUGCAGUAACAGACGGCUUGAGAAAGCCGAGCUUGCGCAACUGUAGAAAGCAACACAAGCAAUAUUACUGGAAGAAGCCACGGACCCCGUGA
This is a messenger RNA of Lasiosphaeria miniovina, 1638 nucleotides long. RefSeq lists its product as uncharacterized. The record is from RefSeq and is a predicted model, not a curated record. The transcript is spliced from 2 exons. Gene Ontology annotation, molecular function: protein binding. Lineage: Eukaryota; Fungi; Ascomycota; Sordariomycetes; Sordariales; Lasiosphaeriaceae. The coding region runs from base 1 to 1638 and encodes 545 amino acids.